Molecule: messenger RNA, 1303 nt
Organism: Piliocolobus tephrosceles (Ugandan red Colobus)
Lineage: Eukaryota; Metazoa; Chordata; Mammalia; Primates; Cercopithecidae
Gene: KLK12
Product: kallikrein related peptidase 12
Exons: 5
Coding region: 684-1100 (138 amino acids)
Biological process (GO): proteolysis
Cellular component (GO): secretory granule
Molecular function (GO): serine-type endopeptidase activity
Source: RefSeq, a predicted model, not a curated record
CUUGCAGAGGAGAGAGCGAGUGGGGCUGGGUCUUCCCACUCUGGGUCCUUUCCUCCUUCCCCACUCCAUUUAGCUGUAAAGCUCAAUUAAGUGUGAUUAGCUGAGAAGAGUUUCUGCAGAAUUAGAGGACGCCCCACCCCUGUCUUCCUGGUCCCCUUCCCUCAACCCGGAAAUUGGAUGGGCCAAGACAAAGAGAGUUAAGAGCUUUGUCCGUGGUCUGUCUGGAGCGACAGAUAGAAGGAAAGGGACCGGUUGAGCAACAUGACAGGUGGCUGAGGAGCCAGGUGCAGAGUGGUAGAGUUGGCUGGCGGAGGGGCCAGCAGAUGAGAUGAUAGGCAGGUAGGUCGACGGAGAGAUAGCAGCGACGUGGACAGGCCGAACAGUGACAGCCACGUAGAGGAUCUGGCAGACGAAGAGACAAGACUUUGGAGGUGACCCGCCAUGGGACCCAGCAUCUUUUUGCUCCUGUGUGUUCUUGGUGAGUUCUCCUGGAGCAGGGAGAGGGCAGGACUGGGACUGGGUCCCUCCAUCCCCCAUGAGGAGGCCCCACCCCCUCCCCCUCCCCCUCCCCAUCUCAGCUCUGGCCCCCAGCCUGGUGGUGAGGAGGACAACGGCUUUCUCUCUGCCUCCAUUUAGCUGCGGCUCUCAGGGGCUCAGCCAGGCAGCCACACCAAAGAUUUUCAAUGGCACCGAGUGUAGACGUAACUCACAGCCGUGGCAGGUGGGGUUGUUUGAGGGCACCAGCCUGCGCUGCGGGGGCGUCCUUAUUGACAGCAGGUGGGUCCUCACAGCGGCUCACUGCAGCGGCAGACCCAUUCCCGGAUCUGCUCCAGUGCCUCAACCUCUCCAUCGUCUCCCAUGCCACCUGCCGUGAGGUGUAUCCCGGGAGAAUCACGAGCAACAUGGUGUGUGCAGGCGGCGUCCCGGGGCAGGAUGCCUGCCAGGGUGAUUCCGGGGGCCCCCUGGUGUGUGGGGGAGUCCUUCAAGGUCUGGUGUCCUGGGGGUCUGUGGGGCCUUGUGGACAAGAUGGUAUCCCUGGAGUCUACACCUAUGUUUGCAAGUAUGUGGACUGGAUCCGGAUGAUCAUGAGGAACAACUAACCUGUUUCCUCCACCUCCACCCCUUAGCUUGGGUACCACUCUGACCCUCAGAGCACCAAUACCUCCUCCAUCACUUUUCCUGGCUCCACUCUCGUUGGCCUGGGAACUUUUCGGAACUUUAACUCCUGCCAGCCCUUCUAAGACCCAUGAGCAGGAUGGAGAGAAGUGUGCAAUGGUCUGGAAUAAAUAUAAAUGAAGGAGGG